Molecule: messenger RNA, 1493 nt
Organism: Achroia grisella
Lineage: Eukaryota; Metazoa; Arthropoda; Insecta; Lepidoptera; Pyralidae
Exons: 10
Coding region: 66-1493 (475 amino acids)
Source: RefSeq, a predicted model, not a curated record
UAUCAAAAUAGCAAACCUAUAUUGCAAGACGUCUAAAUUAUUUUAGCUAUUUAUAGUAACUACACAUGAAAUUGUUAAUUAUGGUUAAGUAUCAAUUCAUAUUUUUGCUAAUUUAUAUAUCUUCAUGCGUUCUCGGUUAUAUGAAGAGUUUAUAUACAAUUCCAAAUAUAAAUAAAGAUACUUUGAGAGAUUCUUUCUGCAAUAGCUACGAGGUACCUGAACAAUCUUUCUAUUUAAAGAAAAACAUAGAUACACCUAUCAAUGUGCAACCUAUGGAGGCUGAAAACAAGAUGGCGAUCACAACGUUUAUGACAGCCUCUGUACCUGAAACUGUUAAAGAAGAUCCUAUUUCAGUAUUUGAGAAACAAAUGUAUAAAUUUCUUUAUGGGCAAAAAACUCCCGAAGAUAUAGCCAAAAUCUUGGAGAAUCAAAAGUUGAGUUUCAAAGAAUUUAAUGAUGAUUCUCUUGCGCAGUAUCCAAAUGGGAACAUAAUGAGGGCAGAAUUGUUUGACAAUAAAAGCAGUGUACAUCUUCCGCUAUCCGAAUAUAUGCACCAAGGUCAUUGUAAUCUGAAAAUUACAAAAGAUUAUAUGCAAACGGCUGUGAAUGCUUUUUCCAUAUUUUUGGAAGGAAAUGUAGAUGAUAUUAUGCGAUUGCCUCCUAUGUAUGUAUUACGAUCGGCUCGCACCAUUGCUAUGAUGAAAAUAGGCCGCGAAAAACUGGCAGCAACAUGGACUGUGGUGAAAGGCAAUAACAGUUCUGAUAGUAUAUCUUACCAGACUCUUGAGAUGUAUCGGCCACUAUUUAAAUAUCUUAAUGGAAGAGAAAUUGCCAGACUCAAUUUAAGCGAUGAUAAAAUACUGAUGUACGUCGGUACACAUGCUGAUCUUAAUAGACAUCAGGUAGGUGUAGUGGCGAGCAAAUACUUACAACUGAAUAAGAAUUGGAUGCAUCCAAAAUAUUUAAAUUUGAUGAACAAUUUGCUGUGUGGCGUACCUAUGACUUUCAUGAGAAAGAUCCCUGAGAAUACUUAUUUGCAACUGGCUCAUCAGGUAUUCUAUCAUAUACGUGCAUGCGAUCCUCUGCAGCGAAGAUUCUAUCUUGCAAUGAUGACAAAAACACAGGCACUAGGAAAAUCGUACAGUUGGAGUGCUCGAGAUGUCUCCCGCUUAGGACUGCUGUUAGCUGAAGUAGAGGGUCCUGCUUUGAGUGCUAUUAACCCAGAAGCUAUGUCCGGUAUCACAGCACAGAUAAUGCUUGAAAUGCCGGCAUCGAGUUUGAAGUACAUCACAGAAAUGCAGCUGCGUUACAUCGGUCAGAAGCCUCUUAACAUACUGGCAAAAAAGCUAAUGGUAUUUCAAGACGAACAACGAAUAAAAUUAGGACACAAUACAAGUGAUAUGGUACAUCCUUGUUUCAUAUUAGAAAUAAUAUUGUUAGGUAUGCUGUUAUCUUUAGGUACUACGUAUAGCUACAUACAAAUAUUUUAUUAA